Molecule: messenger RNA, 819 nt
Organism: Entrophospora sp. SA101
Lineage: Eukaryota; Fungi; Glomeromycota; Glomeromycetes; Entrophosporales; Entrophosporaceae
Source: the annotation of a GenBank genome assembly
AUGUUGAUGGCCCAAUGGAUUAAUGAAUUAAUGAUGGUGUCAUCUAAAACAAUAUCCAAAGCAAGAUUGCAUUCCAAAGUUAAUGGUCCAGGAUGUGCAGGAGUUGAAAAACCAAUAAUUACAAGAGUUCGAAUUACUGAAGAAGCUAAAAGACAAUUUGAAAUUUUUUUUGCUGACAAAAAUAUUGUCAAUUUAAGUUCUUAUAGAGUAAAUGAAAAAACUGGUGAUCCUGUAAAAUAUUUGAAAGAUCAAAAAGAAACAUUGUGGAGAAAAUACUUUGAACUACAUCCAUCUGGAAUGAAAAGGACAUCAUUUUUAAAACACUUGAAUGAUGGAGUUGGUUUAAAAUCAACUAUUUGGUCAAAUUUAACUAAAUAUGCAGGAGAAAUCUUUUGGAAUAUGAAUAAAAAAAAUCACUCUAAUAAUAAAGUAGCAGAAUUAAUAGGUCAAAUGGCAAACUUUAAAUGUUCAGAAGAAGACGAGAAUAUGGAAGAAAUUGCACCAAAAGAAAAUACAAUCACUACACUUCAUGGCAAAGAGACUAGUGAAGAUGUUUAUCAGUCAUUUAUGAAAUCAGUUUUGGAAGAGGGAUUAGCCACAGAAUCUUCAUUGGAGUUAUCAUUUGAUUUAAAACCUGAAGACAUUAAAAUAAAAGAUCUUAGCAAAAAAAGCAGAUGGGAUGUGGUGUGUUUGUCUACAAAAUCAGGAAAGAGCAGAUGGGAUCUGGUUACAAAAGUUCAUGACCCCCUUGAAGCAGCAAUAAGAGAAUAUGAAAGUUGUUUACCUGCUAUAAUAAGAAAAAAUAUUAUGUAUUGGUAA